Messenger RNA from Rattus norvegicus (Norway rat), 1670 nucleotides. NCBI's taxonomy places the organism in Eukaryota, Metazoa, Chordata, Mammalia, Rodentia, Muridae. The record is from RefSeq and is a predicted model, not a curated record.
GUGUAAGUUAGGCUGUGCUCUGGAGCGUAGGACUUUCACUUUCAGUGCCGUGCAUAACCAGCAGGCAGCUGCUCCUUACUGGGAUCCUGAUGUUCAGCUAGUGAGCGGAUACACACGGGAAGGAUGGCUGUGUUCCCUUCCACCUCAGGCACAGGAAGAUUUUCUGCUUGGACUCACAGAAAGCUGUGAGGAAGACUUUUGAGAGAUCCCACACCAGGAAGCAAGGACCCUUCGCCCUCAUGGCUGCCAGAGUCUUGAGGAAACAAUUCAUUCAGGAUGUCACUGAGUAUCUACAGGACACGGUCAGCAAAAACGACCUGCAGCUCCUGUUGACCAAAGAUGAAGCCUGGAAAGUGUUCGUGGCAGAGGCUGAAUUGUCCAGAGAUGAGGAAGCUUCACUGCAUGAGGCUCUGAAGCUGCUCCUGAAACUCCCCACCUGGGAGGACAAAGUCAGACUUCAAAAGGAACUGCAGGACAGGAAGAAGUUUGUGGAAGCUUUUCCUCAGUUGAAAAGGAAGCUGCAGGAAAACAUCAGGAAGCUCCGAGCUCUGGCCGACCAUCUUGACCAGGUGCACAAGGGCUGCACCAUCUCCAAUGUGGUAACCAACUCCACCAGCGCUGCCUCAGGUGUCCUGAGCAUCCUGGGUCUGGCUCUGGCACCCGUGACAGCAGGGGGUAGUCUACUGCUCUCUGCAACUGGCCUGGGGCUGGGGACAGUAGCCACUGUGACCGGAGCUGCCACUGAGAUUGUGGAGCAAACAAACAAGUGGUUGGAUGAGGCUGAGGCCAGGUGCCUGUUGUCAGACACCAUGGACACUCUAAACACAGCUCUUGUCCUGGGUCAGAAAGCACUCAAACUUAGUAAAAAAGCCUAUGAUGUCAUCAAGCAAUUGAAAAGCUUGGGACAGCACAUUCGUGCUAUUAGGGUAGCCAGAGCCAACCCUCGCUUACUUGCAGAUGCCAAGCGCCUCAUGACUUCUGGAAGACUCUCUGCCCCACGUGCUAGUCAGGUGCAGAACGCCUUUGAAGGCACUGCUCUAGCAAUGACCAAAAAGGCCAGAAUCAAGGGUGUAGCCACUGCAGGUGUCUUCCUUGCCAUGGAUGUGUAUUUCCUUGUGAGGGACUCAAUGGAUUUAUGUGAUGGGGCAAAAUCAGAGUCAGGCAAUAAACUGCGGGCCCUGGCUCAGGAGCUGGAGGAGAAGUUGAAAGAGGUUGUCCAGAUCUAUGAGAGCCUCCUGGUGCCUUACUGACGGCCGCCCCAAAGAACACGGAGGUCGGUGGAGAUGAUCUGGACAGAUAGGAGGCGCUGAGGCAUUUGUUAGAGGGGGAAUGAGAUGAUCAGCUUUCACUGUCUUCUUCUUCUUUUUUUUUUUUUGGUUCUUUUUUUUUUCGGAGCUGGGAACCGAACCCAGGGCCUUGUGCUUCCUAGGCAAGCGCUCUACCACUGAGCUAAAUCCCCAACCCCUUUCACUGUCUUCUUGACACAAUCUAGAAUCGUGUGGGGAGAGAGUCUCAGUGUGCGAUCCUCUAGCUCAACGUCCUGUGUCCUGCCUGAGAGAGACUUUUCUAAGUGACUCUAAUUAAUGUGUGUGUCAAUUCCUCCACCGUGGGUGGCAGUGUUCUCUAGAUAUGGAUUCUGAACUGUACAAUAAAAAGCAGACUGAACACCA